AGGGCAAAUCCCCGGUCUUAGCCGGAGCGCCUUCCCUUGGUGAGAUUAUAUCAGCCCGGCCUGGACAGCUCCCGCAGCCAUGGAUGCCGCUCUGCUCCUGAACGUGGAAGGGAUCAAGAAGACCAUUCUGCACGGGGGCUUGGGGGAGCUCCCAAACUUCAUCACCGGAUCUCGAGUGACCUUCCAUUUCCGCACCAUGAAAUGCGACGAGGAGCGGACCGUGAUCGAUGACAGCAAGCAGGCAGGGCAGCCCAUGCACCUGAUCAUCGGGAACAUGUUCAAGCUGGAGGUCUGGGAGCUCCUGCUGACCUCCAUGCGUGUCCGCGAGGUGGCUGAGUUCUGGUGUGACACCAUCCACACGGGCGUCUACCCCAUCCUGUCCCGGAGCUUGCGGCAGAUGGCGGAGGGCAAGGAUCCCACCGAGUGGCACGUGCACACGUGCGGGUUGGCCAACAUGUUCGCCUACCACACGCUGGGCUAUGAGGACCUGGAUGAGCUGCAGAAGGAGCCACAGCCUCUGGUCUUCGUGAUCGAGCUCCCGGGCCAGGUGGAGGCCCCGAGCGAGUACCAGAGGGAGACCUGGAACCUGAGCAACGCGGAGAGGAUGCAGGCGGUGCCCAUCCUUCAUGGGGAAGGAAACCGGCUCUUCAAGCUGGGCCGCUACGAGGAGGCCUCCACCAAGUACCAGGAAGCCAUCGUCUGCCUGAGAAACCUGCAGACCAAGGAGAAGCCCUGGGAGGCGCAGUGGCUGAAGCUGGAGAAGAUGAUCAACACCCUCACCCUCAACUACUGCCAGUGCCUGCUGAAGAGGGCGGAGUACUACGAGGUGCUGGAGCACACCAGCGACAUCCUGCAGCACCACCCAGGCAUCGUGAAGGCCUACUAUGUGCGGGCCCGGGCUCACGCUGAGGUGUGGAAUGAGGCAGAGGCCAAGGCAGACCUAGAGAAGGUGCUGGAGCUGGAGCCCGCCAUGCGGAAGGCGGUGCGCAGGGAGCUGAGGCUGCUGGAGAGCCGCCUGGAGGAGAAGCGGGAGGAGGAGCGGCUGCGCUGCCAGCACAUGCUGGGCUAGGGCGGGCGCCUACUGGGUAGGGGGGAUCCCAUCCUGCCUCCCACCAGGACACCCCCCACCGUGCUGACCCCCCUGUGCCCACCGGACAGCCCGGCAGUGGGCAGUCAGCAGAUGGCCUGGCCAUUUCUGGUUCAGUUGGCCAAUGUUUUGGUGUCACAUUUUACAGUUUAAAAUUAAAUUUUAAAAUCAAUUUCAUACCUACCGCUGGCAAAAAUAAAAGCCCAAAGGUAAUGAA
Messenger RNA from Myotis davidii, 1304 nucleotides. It is a transcript of the gene AIPL1, whose product is annotated as aryl hydrocarbon receptor interacting protein-like 1. The coding region runs from base 80 to 1069 and encodes 329 amino acids. Gene Ontology annotation, molecular function: peptidyl-prolyl cis-trans isomerase activity; protein binding. Lineage: Eukaryota; Metazoa; Chordata; Mammalia; Chiroptera; Vespertilionidae. The transcript has 6 exons. The record is from RefSeq and is a predicted model, not a curated record.